Messenger RNA from Pyricularia pennisetigena, 1113 nucleotides. RefSeq lists its product as uncharacterized. NCBI's taxonomy places the organism in Eukaryota, Fungi, Ascomycota, Sordariomycetes, Magnaporthales, Pyriculariaceae. Bases 1 to 1113 code for a protein of 370 amino acids. The record is from RefSeq and is a predicted model, not a curated record. The transcript is spliced from 2 exons. Gene Ontology annotation, molecular function: nucleotide binding.
AUGUCCGAUCAAAAGAAUUUCAACGUUGGAGUGGUUGGAUAUGGCAUGUCAGCCAAGGUCUUCCAUAUCCCAUUCAUCAAACUCACCCAAGGCCUUACGCUGCACUCCAUCGUCCAGCGCAGCCCCAAACCCAACGACUCCGCCCCGCAGGACUACCCCGGCAUUCACCAUCACACGUCAGUCGACACCUUUUUGGCCGAUCCGGCCCUGGAUCUCGUCGUCAUCUCCACGACGCCAGACACCCACUACGCCUUUGUCAAGCAGGCCCUCGAGGCCGGCAAGCACGUCCUGGUUGAGAAGCCGUUCGUGCCGACGUCGGCCGAGGCCGUCGAGCUCGCCGAGCUAGCCCGCACCCAGGGGAAGCUGCUGUGCGUGUACCAGAACCGCCGGUGGGACGGUGACUUUGUCACGCUCCGGCGGCUGCUCGAGGCCGGCGAGCUGGGCCGCAUCUGGGAGUUCGAGACGCACUUUGACCGCCACCGCGCCGCGCACCCGACCAACUGGAAGGCCAGCAUGACCAUGUCGCAGGGCGGUGGCGUCGUCUACGACCUGGGCACCCACCUCGUCGACCAGGUCUACGUCCUCUUUGGCAAGCCCUCGGCCGUGAGCGCAAAGUUUGUCCGCCAGCGCGAGGGCCGCCUCGUCUCGGGCGUCGACGGCAUCGAGGACGAGCCCGACAGCGUCAACGCCGUGCUGAGCUAUGCCGAUUCCGGGCUGCUGGUCCACGUGCGCAUCGGGGUGCUGAGCGUCGAGGCCGAGCAGCCUAGGUUCUGGGUACGAGGCAGCCAGGGCACGUACCGCAAGACGGGGCUCGAUACGCAGGAGGACCAGCUCAAGGCCGGCAUGAAGGGCACCGAGAAGGAGUUUGGCAGGGACGAGAGGCCCGGAAGGCUGGCCAAGCUGUCUGAUGACGGCAAGGCGCACGAGGUUGCGUAUCCCAACAUUGAUCCGCCGGCUACGUACCUGCAGCUGUACAGGGGGCUUGCGGCUGCGCUGAGAUCCGGCAAGGAAGAGGACUGCCCCGUGCCGGCGACCCAGGCGGCCGAGGUGUUGAAGAUCAUCGAGGCGAUGCGGGAGAGUGCCAAGUCUGGAAGGGAUGUGGUGCCUGCUUAG